GGCGAGACGCCAUUUGCGGGGCCAUCGAAGCGCAAGGCGUCGCUCUCUCUCUCUCUUUCUCUCUCUCUCUCUGAGCCCUCUUUCCGGCGCAGUGCACCCUGGGAAAUGAAAGCAGCUUCGCGUUGCCUAACGACGGCGCCUAGUUUACCGUAAGCAGAAGGUUGCUGACAGCAAUGGGGACAAUCAAUAUAGGUGGUCAAUGGGAUGAAACCAUUUGCAAUAUGAUCGCUUGUCAGCAUCCACCCUGCUGGGAGUCUAUGCGGAGAAUUGAAAGUGGACAUCCUCACAUUUUGCUGAAGAACAUAAUCAUUCCUGGAAAAGAUUCCCCAGCAUUUGAAGGCAAACUGCCAACCCUGAAGAUUGUUGACCUUCCCCUCCAUUAUCCCCAGAGAGAAAGGGUUAAAUGUGUUGGAAGUUUUGGUUCCAGCUCCAAGACAAUUUCCAGUAGCAAAGAAGCUAAAAAUUGCUUUUCAAAUUCUACUCUGAAUGAUGGUUGGAUACCCCCCAUUUCGGUAUUGAGUUCAGAAAGGAAUCCUUUCCCAGGUCUGAACUCCAGAAUGGCAUCUCAGACUCUCCACUUCCCACCAAUAAGUUUCACCUGCUUGAGGCAGCCUGAGAAGAUGCAGGUGACCGAUCUCGCUGAGUUUGUGGUGCACAGACUGGGUUCCCAGCCAGCCUGUGGAAACACGAUUGUCCGGUGGGUUCCAGACAUGCGACCCAGAUUCCUGCAGUCUGAAAACGGGAGAGUAAAGGCGCCCCCAGAAAGAGUAUGUGUGAAGGACCUUGCUUUGGAAAGCCUCCUCUCCCUCCAGGAUCAUCUGGGGACUAAAAGAAAAAAGUCAAAUACAGUUCCUACAGGGGGUCAGCCUUACUUUCGUCAUUUAAGGCGGAAUCAAAAGUCUAACAAUAAAUCAAGUUCUGUAGGCCAUCAAAGAAAUGCAGAUGACAGCCUCCUCAGGACAAGGCAACACCCGGUGCCCACUCUGCGUCUGUUGCUACAAAAUGAGGAAGGUGUGACUCGGGAGCGCAAAAGAGGAAAGGCACUGCUGGAGACCAAGGAGACAUUGGCAGCCCCCUUUAUUGUGCAGAAGGCGCCCAGUUUUGACCCACCUGAAGCUAAGAUCCCCGUGAAAGACAAAGACUCUGGAAGAAGACUAGGCCGCCGGCCCACGACCAUCUCAGGAGGUUUGCCUGUUUCCAUUCUGGCCUUAGGGCUACCUGAAUGUAACUAGGACUGAUUUGCCUCUUCUGACCGGCCACAGGCUCGCUGGUCCUGAGGCGCCUGAUGGUGGAGCAGCUGGGGGAUGCUGGUAACCCUCAAGACGAGAAAGGAGGGGGCCUCCUUGAGCACAGCCAGAUGCCCCCAGAACCUGCUGCAGGGAAUUGCAAGCUGCAGACGUCUCCAAGAAU
Messenger RNA from Crotalus tigris (Tiger rattlesnake), 1410 nucleotides. It is a transcript of the gene CUNH9orf43, whose product is annotated as chromosome unknown C9orf43 homolog. The record is from RefSeq and is a predicted model, not a curated record. Lineage: Eukaryota; Metazoa; Chordata; Lepidosauria; Squamata; Viperidae. The transcript has 10 exons. The coding region runs from base 174 to 1232 and encodes 352 amino acids.